AUGUUCGGGAUGACAGCAGAGGUAGCGACCGUGACAACAGUAGUGGUAGUAGUCACGAUGGCGGGGUGGUUGCUCGGUGGAGUUGAUGGUAGACAACCAGUGUUGCAUAGAGUUGGAGGAGGAAAAUACACUUGGACAACUAAUAUUAACUUCACUGAUUGGUCAAUUCACGAGCACUUUUACGUUGGUGAUUGGCUCUAUUUUGGGUUCGAUAAACGUAUCUACAACGUGCUACAAGUGAACAAAACAAGCUACGACAGUUGCAACGAGAAUGAUUUCGUUUUCAACGUGACAAGAGGCGGACGAGACGUGUUCAACCUAACACAAGCAAAGCCAUACUACUUCCUAAGUGGAAGAGGGUUUUGCUUUCAAGGAAUGAAGGUUGCUAUCUUUGUUGAAGACUCUCCUCCCAUUUCAUCACCCAAAAUUGCAAACCAUUCUUCAUCUAUUCAACCAUUAAAGCCUCUCUCAUCCCUCUCCCUAUUCAUCACCAUUGCCUUCACUAAAUUCCUUCUAAAUUAGAGUUAGUUCGU
Messenger RNA from Cucurbita maxima (winter squash), 533 nucleotides. Its product is annotated as lamin-like protein. The transcript has 2 exons. Bases 1 to 522 code for a protein of 173 amino acids. NCBI's taxonomy places the organism in Eukaryota, Viridiplantae, Streptophyta, Magnoliopsida, Cucurbitales, Cucurbitaceae. Gene Ontology annotation, cellular component: plasma membrane. The record is from RefSeq and is a predicted model, not a curated record. Gene Ontology annotation, molecular function: electron transfer activity.